UUUUUUUCUUUUUUUUUUCGUUUUUUUCGUUUUUUUUGAGCUGGUUCUAAACAUGACGAAAAAGUUCGCUGACGCUGCGACAGCCGCCCAUUGCUUCGAUAGCAAAUACAUGCCAUAUGGCUUAGUGAUAUUGUGGCGAGACGGAAGAGCUGCUUGCGUGCGUGCCUGGUGGCAGGGCGCGAGUUCUCGGUUUCGCUCGUUUUUGCUGCUGUCAACGGCGAAGUCAUUGUUGGAGGCGCGAUUGGGCAAGAUUCAAUGCCCGUUGACGCUACUCUGGCGCAAUGUGGCGCAACUGACACGGUGGGCUACGACGAACCCAAAGGCUGUCUUCAGCGAUUCAACGGCGCGACCCUGUCUUCCACCGGCUAUGUAUCUACCACCAUGUACGCCGUACAAGGCUACGAAGGCUUUGGUGGAGGCACCCGACACACCGAUGGAACGUACUUUGCAUGUGGCGACGGCGCAACAGCGUCGUGGGAUCCUGAUUUCUACUACUUUGUCGCGCGAUACGACGCGAGUAUGAGUUUGAUGUCGCGAGUCAUGGAAACUGGACAGGACUGGUCCAGCCCCGCGAAUGGUCACUCAUCGCACUGCAACGCCAUUGUCUUCUUUGGCAACAGUGUCUUCAUUGCCGGUCAGGCGCGCUCGACCGGAUUUGGAGACACUGGCGAUCAGCUUACCCCGUACGUCGUCAAGUACGACCUCCAGCUGCAGACCCGGGCGUGGCGCUGGCGGAUGCAGCUGCCGGCUCCGACGAGCUUGUCGGAUGUGCAGAGCAUCUUCACCGUGAACGACACUGAAACCUCGCGUUGCAAAAUCUACCUGUCGGCAGCGAAGCAAGGCGUCGCUUGGCUCGGGCGUCUCGACUGCGAGACUGGCGCACUUGACUGGGAGACUGAGGUACCCAACGUGCAGGACGCAACGUUAACCGCGGCUGAUCACCCGGUCUGGUUCUUGGCGUUCGGCACGUUUGCGAACGUGGGUUUGCAAGCGCUCGCCUUCAACAAGUCCUCGGGCGCGCUCCUCUUCACGACUUUGCUUGACGCCGCCGUCCCAUCCCCACCACUGCAGGGUCGCGGGACGGCCUUUGACAUGGCGACGCGGAGCAUCUACUUGCUUCGGACAAACGCGACAGUAUUCGAAGUCUUGCGUCUUGGCUUUUGCGGCGCGGGAGAAAUCGUCGGGGCUGGCGGCACGUGUACGCCACACCCAGCAACCGUCGCAUCAGUCGCCUCUGCUGCGUCUGCUGCAACGGCUGCUUCACAGGCCGCGUCUACUGCGUCUGCUGCAUCUGCUGCUUCGGAGGCCGUCUAUGCUUCAGUCCAGUCGGCCUCGUCGGCAAAGUCAGUAUCCAUCGCCGUUGCAGAGUCGUCUCGGCUGGCCAACGCACCGCGCGACAAUGGCAGUUCCCCGGGUGCUGCAAUCGGCGCAGCAAUCGGCGGGGUGCUGGCCGUGAUCGUCGUCGUGGUGGCUGUCGUGCUUUUUCGGCGUCGUCGGCGCGCGGGCAAGGAAGGCGAUCGCUUCGUCGAACUCGCGACCCGCAGUGCCGUGUCGAUGCAGGACAAGCCAUCGACGCUCUCCGCGACCGAUGACAGCGAAAUGUACGCGCGGGUUGCUUGCCCACGCCCAUCUGUGGCAGACAGCCCCAUUGAAGAGGUCUCAAAUGUGUCGAUCGCCGCCGAGCGCAUCUAUGACACCAGCUCCCCACACAGCCGCUCGAUUCGGAAUGCCUUGGUCUUGGGCGCCGAGCUCGGCAAGGGUGCGUUCGGCGUGGUUCGCGCCGGCCUGCUGGCUCACACGUCCGUCCCACCUGCCGCGGCUCAGCUCGUCAAUCCCAAGCACCCCGGACUGCAAGUCGCUGUGAAGGUGCUCAAAGAGGGUGCCGAUGGCAAGUCUCGCCGCGACUUUGUCGCCGAGGCGCGAAUGAUGAGCCAGUUCGACAACCCGUGCGUGGUGCGCGCCGUCGCUGCGCUCCUUGAGGCCGAGCCCAACAUGCUUGUGCUCGAGUUCAUCCCGUACGGCGAUCUGCGCGGUCUCCUCGUCAAGUCGAACGAAACUGGCAUGCCUUGGACCCUCGCCGAGUCUUUCCACGUCCUUGCGCAGAUCGCCGACGGCAUGGCCUACCUCGAAAGCAUUCGAUUUGUGCACCGUGACCUGGCGGCCCGCAACUGUCUUGUUGGCGCGGGCCUUUCCGUCAAGAUCUCGGACUUUGGUUUGUCGCGCGAGCUCGGUGACGAGAAGAACUACUACAGGGUCGAAACCAAGGGCCAACUGCCAAUCAAGUGGAUGGCGAUCGAGUCCAUCCUCUUCCGCAAGUUCUCCAGCCAGUCCGAUGUGUGGUCGUUCGGCGUCGUGGCCUGGGAGGUCUUCUCCUAUGGCCAGGUGCCCUAUGGCGCCAAGCGGGGGCCCGACCUUCUCGUGUUCUUGGAGAGCGGGCGGCGGCUUGAGCAACCGGCGACGUGCCCAGCCGACGUGUUCUCAACCAUGACGAAGUGCUGGGACGCAGAGCCAGCGCAACGCCCGCGCUUCACCGAGCUUUCGGCCUUCUUUGUCUCGCAGCGUCAGGAUGGGUCUGUUCGCGAUAUUGGCCAGAUGCUGAUGUGAAGGUUAUCCAAGGCAACGGACAUGUGCCGAUGUCAAAAGUUUUGGUCGUCCACCUGCAUCCCAAUGCAACUUUGUUCUCUAUACUUUUCGUCUCGUUGUCUCUGCAUUUAGUUCCCAACCACGCUAGGCAUUUGCAUCACCAACG
Molecule: messenger RNA, 2749 nt
Organism: Capsaspora owczarzaki ATCC 30864
Lineage: Eukaryota; Filasterea; Ministeriida; Capsasporidae
Product: syk-prov protein
Exons: 2
Coding region: 256-2604 (782 amino acids)
Biological process (GO): multicellular organism development; positive regulation of kinase activity; protein phosphorylation
Cellular component (GO): signaling receptor complex
Molecular function (GO): transmembrane receptor protein tyrosine kinase activity; ATP binding
Source: RefSeq, a predicted model, not a curated record